CUGUACUGCUGUCAGAAGAUGGAGGAAUUUUGUGAAAAUCAACGUAACCCGAACGAGCCAGCUAGACACUGGAAUGCUCGAAAACAGUUUAUUGUCAACAACUGGGACCGAUACCAUGGAAAUCAACUGGCUUCAUUGGCCAUGGUUUGGUUAAACAUUGAGUUUUAUGGAUGCACAUAUCCACCUGAAUUGAUGCAACGAGUGCAGGAAAUGGCCAAAGGCAUAACUCUAGAUGUCACACCCGUGGACGUUAAAAGCAAACCAACUAUCGCUGUGCGUACAUCUCAGCUAUUUGAUAAAUCCAAACCCAUACCAACACCAGAAGUGAUCUCAACGACCUCGGAACCAGUUGUGUGUAGACUAACAGCAAAAAGAGAAGGGAGUAGGUUCCAGAAAGCAGGAAAAAGACGGAUAGUACAGGAGACAGCAAACACGGAAUGUGUCAGACUUGACGAGAAAAGACGCAAGGAGAUGCCAUGCAGAGGAUGGUACACUGCUCUUGCCGACGGGGGUACCGUGGAAUUAGAACAGUCAAACUGCAAUGAUAUAGUGUGCCAAUCAAGAAACAUCAGCACACAUGACCCAAUUAUCUCAGCUUUAGCAGAAAACUUAAUUUGGGAACCCUAUACUACUAAGAAAAACCGUCGUGCCUCGUCACUGAGAAGACUCAACCCUGCCGCUAUGAAAGUGCCACUCAAGAGACACAUAGAAUAUAUAAGUGUUCCCCCUCCUCUUGGAAAGAGUAAAACAAGAUGGCUUUGUAAUAUGUACUACGAUGAAAUUCUCGUGGGUAGUGCAGAAGGUGAAAACAAGCACCGAUCCAGGAUAGGUGCAGCCGACAGGGCUGUAUCCAUGUUAGAGAAUUUGAACUAUGCGGUGGUUAACGCGAACAAAGUGAGUGUGAUGGGAAGAAAUUACAGUAAAGAGCUAGUGCCCUUAGAUGAGGUCCAAGAUGGGAUCUCUAAUGAUAAUAUGACAGUCAGUGCCUUGGUCGACUCGACCUUCAAAAAAAAACAUGUACCCAUUGUGUUUGAAACCAGUGACAAUGUCCAAACGGUUGAUGGAGAAACUGGCUAUGUGUGCAGCACGACUAUCGGCGGUACAACUGUUGCUACGGGUAUUCACAUGGACAAGAGUAAAGCGAGACGUGCAUCUGCCGAUAUCGCCCUGGCAUUUUUGAGAGACAAAAGCUCCAAGAUGAAGGCAAACCUUGACAAGUUAAAGAAUGUUGUUAAUGAAUGCGAUAUCAAGGCAUCUGAUUUGGGUAUCAGACGUAAAAAUGAGGUGUCUGAUUCAAUCAAACCCAGUGAGGCAACUAAUUCUGUUACCAAACCCAGUGAGGCAUCUCAGUCUCUAAUCAAAUCUAGUAAGGGGCCCCAUAAUGUUAUUGAACCUAGUAAGGUGUGUCAUUCUGUUUCAGUCAACCCACCCAAAGAUGCAUUACAUGAGAAUUUGAUGCAAAAGACAUCUUCCAUCAAGGUUCAAGUCGGGAACUUGGAUAAUUUUAUCUUGAAGGAACCGUCUAGCCCAGCCCCUGCAGUCAGCAUCUUGAUUGACUCUGCAUUCAGUAAUAAUGUCCCCAUUGAGUUUAAACUUGACAGCGCCAAAAUGAUCAAUGGUGUAAAAGGCUUUAUGUGCAGCACCAUCGUCAAUGGUGUAAUCGUUGCUACUGGUACUCACAGGUUUACGGCACAAGCAAGGAAUGUGUCUGCCAAUAAUGCCUUGGCCCUUUUGAGAGACCAAAGCUCCUACAUAAAUGAAAGCCAUGACAACACACGGAAUGUUGGUAUUGAACCCGAAUCCAAGCCGUCUGAAUUUGUUGUUGCAGAGAACGUUGUCAAUGAACCCGAUUCCAAGGUGUCAGAUUUAGUUAUCAAACUUGAGAAUACGGCGUCUGAUUCUGUUGUUGCAGAGAAUGCUGUCAAUGCACCCGAUAUCAAGGCGUGUGAUUUUGUCUUCAAGUUUGAAAAUACAUCCUCUGAUCCCGUUACCGCAGCGAAUAUGGAGUCUGAUUCUGUUGUUCCAGAGAAUGUUUGUAUUGAAACUGAAAGCAAGGCAUCUGAUGUUGUCAAACUUGAAAACACAGCGUCUGAUUCAAUUGUCACAGAGAAUGUUGUCAAUAAACCAGAUAUCAAGGUGUCUGAUUUUGUCAUCAAACUUGAAAACAUGGUGUCUGAUUCUGUUGUUGCAGAGAGUGCUGGUAUUGAAUCCGAAGGCAAGGCAUCUGAUGUUGUGAUCAAACUCGAAAAUACAGCGUCUGAUUCUGUUACUGCAGAGAAUGCUGUCAUUGAGCCCGAUUCCAAGGCAUCUGAUUCUGUUACUGCAGAGAAUGCUGUCAUUGAGCCCGAUUCCAAGGCAUCUGAUUCUGUUACUGCAGAGAAUGCUGUCAUUGAACCCGAUUCCAAGGCAUCUGAUUCUGUUACUGCAGAGAAUGCUGUCAUUGAACCCGAUUCCAAGGCAUCUGAUUCUGUUACUGCAGAGAAUGCUGUCAUUGAGCCCGAUUCCAAGGCAUCUGAUGUUAAUAUCAAACUUGAAAACCCAGCAUCUGAUUUUGUUAUCAAAGAGAAUGCUGUCUAUGAACCCAAUUCCAAGGCACCGGAUUUAGUUAACAAACUUGAGGAUAUGGAGUCUGAUUCUAUUGUUUCUAUUGUUGGGGAGAAUACUGGAAGCAAGGUAUCUGAUGUUGCGAUCAAACUCAAAAAUACAGCGUCUGAUUCUGUUACCGCAGAGCAUGUUGUCACUGAACCUGAUAUCAAGGCAUUUGAUGUUGUUAUCAAACUUGAAAACACAGCAUCUGAUUCUGUUAUCAAAGACAACGUUGUUGCAGAACCUGAUUUCAAGGCAUUUGAUGCUGUUAUCAAACUUGAGAAUACGGCAUCUGAUUCAAUUGUUGCAGAGAAUGCUGUCAAUGAAACCGAUAUCAAGGCAUUUGAUGUUGUUAUCCAGCUUGAAAACACAGCGUCUGAUUCUGUUAUCAAAGAGAAUGUCGUUGCAGAGAAUACUGUCAAUGAACCCGAUAUCAAAGCGUCUGAUUUUAUUUUCAGACUUGAAAAGACGACAUCUGAUCCUGUUACUACACCUGAUCUAGCAUCUAAUGUUGUUGAUGUAGAGAAUACUGUUGAUUCCAAUUCCAAGGCGUCUGAUGUUAUCAAACUUGAAAAGAUGGUGUCUGAUUCUGUUGUCACAGUAGAGACUGUUGUCAUUAAACCCGAUUCCAAGGCGUCUGAUUUUGUUGUCGCAGAGAAUGCUGUUAAUGAACCUGAUACCAAAGUAACUGAUGUUGUUAUCAAGCUUGAAAAUAUGGCAUCUGAUCCUGUUAUCGCACCGGAUAUUGGUUCUGAUUCUGUUGUCGGAGAGAUAGCUGGUAUUGAGCACGAUGUCGAGGCAUCUGAUUUUGUCAUCAAACUUGAAAACCCAGCGUCUGAUUUUGUUACUGCAGAGUAUGCUGUCAUUGAACCCAAUUCCAAGGCAUCUGAUGUUGUUAUCAAACUUGAAAACCCAGCGUCUGAUUUUGUUGUCGCAGAGAAUGCUGUCAUUGAACCUGAUUCCAAGGCAUCUGAUUUUGUUGUCGCAGAGAAUGCUGUUAAUGAUUCUGAUUCGGAGGUGUCUGACUUUGUUAUCGAACUUGAAAAUAUGGCAUCUGAUCCUGUUAUCGCACCGGAAAUGGCAUCUGAUUUUGUUGUUGCAGAGAAUGCUGUUGAUUCCAAUUCCGAGGCGUCUGAUGUUGUUAUCAAACUUGAAAACACGGCGACUGACUCUGUUGUCACAGAGAAUGCUGUCACUGAACCUGAUUCCAAGGCAUCUGAUUUUGUUGUCGGAGAGGAUGCUGUUAAUGAUUCUGAUUUUGAGGUGUCUGACUUUGUUAUCGGAUUUGAAAAUACAGCGUCUGAUUCGCUUAUGACAUCUCAUUUUGUCCCAGUGAUUUCACCCGAGAAAAUAGACGAGCCUUUGAAGCAAAAAACAUCUCCCAUCACUGUUCAAAACCAUUCAGCUGUCGUACCCAGUAAGGCUUCUGAUUCAGAUAUCGAACCCAGUAAAGCGUCUCAUUCUGAUAUUGAACCCAGUAAGGCGUCUCAUUCUGAUAUCGAACCCAGUAAGGUGUCUCAUUCUGAUAUCGAACCCAGUAAGGCUUCUGAUUCAGAUAUCGAACCCAGUAAGGUGUCUCAUUCUGAAAUCGAACCCAGUAAGGCGUCUCAUUUUGCUGUCGUACCCAGUAAGGCGUCUCAUUCUGAUAUUGAACCCAGUAAGGCUUCUGAUUCAGAUAUCGAACCCAGUAAAGCGUCUCAUUCUGAUAUUGAACCCAGUAAGGUGUCUCAUUCUGAUAUUGAACCCAGUAAGGCAUCUCAUUCUGAAAUCGAACCCAGUAAGGCGUCUCAUUCUGAUAUCGAACCCAGUAAGGCGUCUCAUUCUGAAAUCGAACCCAGUAAGGCGUCUCAUUCUGAAAUCGAACCCAGUAAGGUGUCUCAUUCUGAUAUUGAACCCAGUAAGGCGUCUCAUUCUGAUAUUGAACCCAGUAAGGUGUCUCAUUCUGAUAUCGAACCCAGUAAAGCGUCUCAUUCUGAUAUCGAACCCAGUAAGGCGUCUCAUUCUGAUAUUGAACCCAGUAAGGCGUCUCAUUCUGAAAUCGAACCCAGUAAGGCGUCUCAUUCUGAUAUCGAACCCAGUAAGGCGUCUCAUUCUGAUAUUGAACCCAGUAAGGCGUCUCAUUCUGAUAUCGAACCCAGUAAGGCGUCUCAUUCUGAUAUUGAACCCAGUAAGGCGUCUCAUUCUGAUAUUGAACCCAGUAAGGUGUCUCAUUCUGAUAUCGAACCCAGUAAGGUGUCUCAUUCUGAUAUUGAACCCAGUAAGGCGUCUCAUUCUGAUAUUGAACCCAGUAAGGUGUCUCAUUCUGAUAUCGAACCCAGUAAAGCGUCUCAUUCUGAUAUCGAACCCAGUAAGGUGUCUCAUUCUGAUAUUGAACCCAGUAAGGCGUCUCAUUCUGAUAUUGAACCCAGUAAGGUGUCUCAUUCUGAUAUCGAACCCAGUAAGGUGUCUCAUUCUGAUAUCGAACCCAGUAAGGUGUCUCAUUCUGAUAUUGAACCCAGUAAGGCGUCUCAUUCUGAUAUUGAACCCAGUAAAGCGUCUCAUUCUGAUAUCGAACCCAGUAAGGCGUCUCAUUUUGCUGCCGUACCCAGUAAGGCGUCUCAUUCUGAUAUUGAACCCAGUAGAGCGCCUCAUUCUGAUAUCGAACCCAGUAAGGCGUCUCAUUCUGAUAUUGAACCCAGUAGAGCGCCUCAUUCUGAUAUUGAACCCAGUAAGGUGUCUCAUUCUGAUAUCGAACCCAGUAAGGCGUCUCAUUCUGAUAUCGAACCCAGUAGAGCGCCUCAUUCUGAUAUUGAACCCAGUAAGGUGUCUCAUUCUGAUAUCGAACCCAGUAAGGCGUCUGAUUGUGACAUCGUACCCAGAAAGGCGUCUCAUUCUGUUAUCGUACCCAGUAAAGCGUCUCAUUCUGAUAUUGAACCGUGUAAGGCAUCUUAUUCUGAUAUCGAACCCAGUAAGGCAUCUCAUUCUGUUGUUGAAACCAUACGGGCAUUUGAGUCUGUUCCAGUUAACCCAUCCAUAGAUGCAUUACAUGAGAAUUUGAAGCAAAAGUCAUCUCCCAUCAAUAUCCAAAACCAGGUCUUAGAUGAUUUUACCUUGUUUGAACCUUCUACUCCUUCACCCUCAGCCAGCAUCUUGAUUGACUCGGCAUUAAUUAACGACGUCUCCAUUGAGUUUGAAUCCGAUGGCUUUGUGUGCAGCACCAUCAUUAACGGUACAACUGUUGCUACCGGUAUUCACAUGAACAAGAGAGAAGCAAGGAAUGUGUCUGCAGAUAAUGCCCUGGCCUUAUUGAGACAACACAGCUCAAACCUGAAGAGAAAAUCUAACGACACACAGAAAGUUAUUAAGCCCAAUAGUGAGGCGUCUGAUUCUUCCGUGUUUUCACCCAUGAUAACAGAUGAUCAGAAGAAAGAAAAGACGCCCCCGAUCAACGUCUUAAACAGCAUCUUGGAUAAUUUUGUCUUAAUUGAACCGCUUGUCCGUUCCCCCGCAGUCAGCAUCUUGGUUAACACAGCGUUAAAAAACAAGGUCCCCAUUGAGUUUGAAACUGUCUAUACGUGCAGCACCAUCAUUGAUGGUACAACUGUUGCUACCGGUACUCACGUGGACAAGACACAAGCAAGAAAUGUGUCUGCCAAUAAUGCCCUUGCCUUAUUAAGACACCACAGCUCACACAUGAAGAGAAGACUUAACAACACACAGAAAGUUAUUGAAACCAAUAGUGAGGCGUCUGAUUCUUCCUCAUUUUCAUCCAAGAAAACAAAUCAACGAUUGAAGCGAAAGUCUCUACCCACCAAUGUCAUAAACAGCAUCUCAAAUAAUUUCAUCUUGGUCGAACCGUCUACCCCGUCCCCAGCAGUCAGCAUCUUGGUCAACUCAGCGUUUAGUAACAACGCCCCCAUUGAAUUUGUUACUAGCGACGAUUUCACAACGGUUGAUGGAGAAACUGGCUAUGUGUGCAGCACGACUAUCGAUGGAACAACUGUUGCUACGGGUAUUCACAUUGACAAGAGUAAAGCGAGGAAUGUGUCUGCAGAUAAUGCCCUGGCCUUUUUGAGACACCGAAGCUCCCACAAGAGGAAAAAACCUGACAGUACACAGAAUGUUUACAAACCCAGUAAGGUGUUCCAUUCUGUUUUUGGACCCAUGAAGAAGGCAUCUCAUUAUUCUUUAAUCAACAAACGCAGUAAGGUCCAUUCUGUUCUUGAACCCAAGAAGGCGUCUUAUUUUGGUCCACCAAAUCCACCCAAAAAGGCCACAAAUGAGAAUUCAAAGCAAAAGACAUCUCCCAUCAUGACCCAAACUGGAACCUUGGAUAAUUUCUCCUUGGUUGAACCAUCUACCCCAUCCCCUGCAGUCAGCAUUUUGGUCAACUCGUCAUUCAGUAACAACGUCCCCAUUGAAUUUGUAACGAGCGACAAUUUCAGAACGGUGGAUGGUGAAACUGGCUUUGUGUGCAGCACCAUCAUUAACGGUACAACUGUUGCUACGGGUAUUCACGCAAACAAGAGAGAAGCAAGGAAUGUGUCUGCAGAUAAUGCCUUGGUCUUUUUGAGAGGACAAAGCUGCAACAUGAAGAAAAACCCUGACAGUACACAGAAUGUUAUCAAACCAUGUAUUAAGGUGCCUCAUUCUGUUAUUGAACCCAGUAAGGCAACUCAUUCUGUUAUUGAACCCAGUAAGGCAACUCAUUCUGUUAUUGAACCCAGUAAGGCGUCUCAUUCUGUUCCAGUAAACCCACCAGAUAAGGCCAUAAAUGAGAAUUUGGAGCAAAAGGUGUCUCCCAUCAUUAUCCAAAAUGGGAUCUUGGAUAAUUUCACCUUGAUGGAACCCGCUAACCCAGACCCUUCAGUCAGCAUCUUGGUCAACUCGGCAUUCAAAAACAAUGUUCCCAUUAAGUUUGUAACUAGUAACAAUUUCGUGACAGUGGAUGGUGAAACUGGCUAUGUGUGCAGCACCAUCAUUGAUGGUACAACUGUUGCUACGGGUAUUCACAUAAACAAGAGAGAAGCUAGGAAUGUGUCUGCAGAUAAUGCCCUGGCCUUAUUAAGAGGAAAAAUCUCCAACCUGAAGAAAAACCUUGACAGUACACAGAAUGUUAUCCAACCAAGUCGGGGGUCUCAUUCUGUUAUUGAACCUAGUACAGUAAACCCACCCAAAAUGUCCAUGAAGGAGAAUUCGAAGCAAAAGACGUCUACUGUCUUUAUCCAAAACCAGGUCUUGGAAAAUUUUACCCUGGUGGAACCGCCUAACCCAGCCCCUCCAGUCAGCAUCUUGAUCGACUCUGCAUUCAAAAACCACGUCCCAAUUGAGUUUGAAAUUAGCGAUAACAUCAUAACAUUUGACGGAGAAACUAUGUAUGUGUGCAAAACCAUCAUCAACGGCAUAACCAUAGCAACUGGGAUUCACACGGACAUCAGAGAAGUGAAAAAUGUGUCUGCAAAUUAUGCCCUAGCCUUGCUGAGAGACCAAAGCUUGAACCCGAAGAAAACCCCGGACAACACACGGAAUGUUGCGACUGAACUUGAUGAUAAGGCUUCUGGCUCUGUUACGAAAACCGGUAAAACAAAGAUCGGUCCAGUUAAUCCAUCGAAAAAUGUUAAGUACCCCCCGAUUAAGGAAACCAAUGUUGGUUACAAGAUGCUCAGACAGAUGGGAUGGGAAGGCGGAGCACUGCAGAAAGAUGGCAUUGUAGAUCCCAUACAGGCCAGCUUGAAAUUCAGUCGUGGGGGUCUCGGCUUCGUCGACCCGAAGCCAAAGUUUAGCAAGCCCCUUAAGCCGAAGGUUAGCCAACCCCCGAACCCUAAAGUUACUCAGCCCCCGAAGCCAAAGGUUACCCAGCCCCUGAACCCGAGCCCGAAGCUUAGCAAAAAGAAACAAAGAGCACUGAAAAGACGAAUGAAAAAACACAGGCGGUAUGAAAGAUUAAAAUUAGUGCAAGAGAAUGCCUUCAAUCAAGAUGAUAGAACGGAUGAAGAAAUGUGCUAUGAAGAAAUAUACCAUGAAGAAAUAAGGGAUGAAGAAGUAUGGGAUGUUGAAAGACCCCAUACAUUUGAGUUACAGAAUUUGGUGCCAGUAAUAGAGGCAUUGUACCCGAAAUUUGCAUAUGACUGAGGACAAUGAACGAAGACUUUGAGAGUUGUGCGUUUAAACACCCCAAACAUUUGAGUUACAGUAACUUGGUUCUGGGCUUUGCAAAUGCCUGAGUUUGUUUGAAUGAUGACCCUAUCAUUAUUGUCUGAGACUUAUGCGUGACAUGCUUAUAUGUUUCCGUUGUUUGACCGUGGCGUUGGCAACUAAUGCAAAAGUGUCUGUAGCAAACCCCUUCCACAUCUACCAAUACUACCUGAAUUUGUAGAUGUUUACUGAAAAUAGCUUUUUAUGUUUAGAUGAACAAAUCUGAGAUCUUCCUGAAUAUAACGUUUUCCAUAUUAUAUUGAAUGCAAAUCAAAGAAAUUUCUCUAAUUGUUGUACAAAAUCUACCUAAAGCUUAAGCAGCUAAUAUUGCUUAGAAAUUUUUUGUUGCUUAGCAGGAUGAAACCAGUCACAAUUGUACUUGUGGAAUGGUAUUUUGGUUGAUAACCGUAUUCUGCUUAGUGUAAUUUUAUUGUGCUAAGCUCCUUUGUGUGUUUAAGCAACUCUAUGAAAUUAGGCUAUGAUUGCAAGAUGCAAAUGUUGGCAUCUCUGCCCUUCAUGUUUCAGUGUUAUGACUUGUAUACAGAAUAUUUAUAGUUGAUUCCUGCUACUACAUGGGGCCAAUUUCAUAAAGCUGUUCAGCAGACAUUACUGCUCAGCCAUUUUCUUUGCUAACCAAAAAUUUAACUUAAAGACACUGGACACUAUUGGUAAGUGUCAAAGACGGAGACCAGUCUUCUCAC
Messenger RNA from Asterias rubens (European starfish), 9461 nucleotides. RefSeq lists its product as uncharacterized. The transcript has 3 exons. The record is from RefSeq and is a predicted model, not a curated record. Lineage: Eukaryota; Metazoa; Echinodermata; Asteroidea; Forcipulatida; Asteriidae. The coding region runs from base 19 to 8697 and encodes 2892 amino acids. Gene Ontology annotation, molecular function: nucleic acid binding.